Molecule: messenger RNA, 1137 nt
Organism: Aspergillus thermomutatus
Lineage: Eukaryota; Fungi; Ascomycota; Eurotiomycetes; Eurotiales; Aspergillaceae
Exons: 1
Coding region: 1-1137 (378 amino acids)
Source: RefSeq, a predicted model, not a curated record
AUGUCUUUAGAUGCAUACGCUAUCUUGGAUGCCUUCUCCGAUAUUAAAGGUCGCACCGAUGAGUUUAUUGUUACCAACAAUCUUGACACCUACUCUGCUGAGUUCCUCCCGAGGUCCGAGGAGAUCGCGAUUGCAAUCUUUUGCAAUGCCUUUGAAGAGCUGGGCUGUUCAAUCCGAUCGGCAACAUCUGGAUCGAAGCUUGAACGUGUCCAGCCUGUCGCAGAGCACAAGAAGCUGGUAGACCAUAUAUAUCGCAUCUUGGAGAAUAGAGCUGGAUUGAUCGCAGACGACGGCAAGCUCGUCACUCGCACCUCUAGGCCCUGUCCUGACAGAAACAUCGAUUCCCAAUUGGAAAGUCUCCUACGUGAUAGAGCUGCCCAGGAUGCGGAGAUCAAGCUCAUGCGAGCAGUUGGGGGUAGCUACGGCAACUGUCUCGCCGGAAAGGUCGAUGCGGUGCAGCUGCUCUUUCAGUCCGCCGAAAGCCGGUUGCUCCUAGAUAAGCUCUAUGCUACUUCCGACGCGACAAGCAGCCUCCUGCAGCCGCUAAAAGCUUUCAUCGAAGAGGUAGCCAGCGGCUGGUCGGCUUCAGGCGAGCCUUUGCGAGUCCUUGAAAUCGGAGCUGGAACAGGAGGAACCACCUCGGUACUGUUACCGGCUCUGGCUCGGCUUGGCGUUCCCACGGUUUACACCAUGACAGAUAUCAGUCCGAGCUUGGUGACACAAGCUUCCUCAACUUUCAAGCAAUACCCGUUCCUGGAAUACAAAGUCGUCGAUAUCGAGAGAGAACCACCGCUGGAGCUGCAAAGCAGCCAACACAUCGUCCUCGGCUCCAACGUCGUCCAUGCAACAACAGACGUCCCAUCCUCGUUAAAGAACAUUCACAAGAUGCUGCGUCCGGAUGGAUUCCUCAUCUUUCACGAGUUGACAACGCAAAUGCCAUGGGCUGACGUGGUUUUCGGUCUGUUCGAAGGCUGGUGGCGAUUCAACGAUGGGCGGCAGCACGCUUUGCAAUCACCCCAAGCUUGGGCAAACAUGUUAAAGUCUGCUGGGUACGGCCACGUAGACUGGACUGAUGGAUCCCGCCCAGAGGCAAAGCUGCAAAGUCUAAUCUUGGGGAUGGCUACUGAUGUAGAAUAG